AGCUGAUUCUGAAUAUUGCAGAAAUCACGCUAACUUGAAGAUCAUAGAUUCUUGCAGUUAAUGCUGAUAAUGCGACCGCAAAUGAUUCUCAAACAACAAAGCUCGCGAGCCUCGAUAACUCAUUUGAGUCUGUCAACCGUGUUCGAUGUUUUAACCAUACUCUCCAGCUUGCUGCAAAAGCUUUGCUGAAGCCAUUCAACUCCGAGUCAUUGUCAGCAUCUGAAGCCGAUGAUGAUGUGGAUGGCAUUAGACUAUCUCUCCGUCCCAGGUAUGCCACCCUCAAAUCCUUUUUCAAUCAAUCAGUGCUUAUUAUCUCGUUCAGCAACAUCAACUGCGGUUGAACGUAUCUUCUCGCAGGGCCGGCAGCUCCUUCAUUUUACUCGCAACCGACUCGCACCAUCAACAAUUCGUGCUUUUCUCUGCCUCGGAGCCUGGGGCAGAAGUGAUCUUCUGGCGAUGGAGGACCUUCUAGCCUCUGUAAAGAGUCAAAAACGGAAGCGAAAUGAAGUCGAAGCUGAGGAGGACGACGAGGAAAAGUAGUAAUAUCUAUUCAGUUGUUGUUAAUACACUCUUCUUGGUAAUGUACCCGCGGUGUUGACGGGUCGGUGUGUACCCGUACCCGUGACAGGUACGGUGUUGGCGGGUACGGGUACGGUGUCAGCUUUCCGACCCGCGGUGUUACCCGUGCGGAACCCUACUUACUACUAUCUCUGACCCGGUGUUGCAAAAUGGC
This is a messenger RNA of Suillus paluster, 733 nucleotides long. RefSeq lists its product as uncharacterized. The record is from RefSeq and is a predicted model, not a curated record. Gene Ontology annotation, molecular function: protein dimerization activity. The coding region runs from base 229 to 540 and encodes 103 amino acids. The transcript has a single exon. NCBI's taxonomy places the organism in Eukaryota, Fungi, Basidiomycota, Agaricomycetes, Boletales, Suillaceae.